AUGUGGGACACUUACCUGGCUGAUGACAGCAAAGAGCACAGCAGGGAGGCACAGGUCAGCAGAACAGCUCAGGCCUGGGUGGAGGGCAAAGGAAAACCAGCCUGCCUUGUUUUAAUCCCAGUUCUCAUCUCUUGCAGUGCCCAGAGACUGAAGUUCAGGCUGAAUCUCUACGAGCUGAAGGAGGGAAGGCAGAUCAAGCCCCAGACCUUUAUGAGCAUGGUUUCCAACCUGCUCUACGAGAGACGGUUUGGCCCCUAUUACACAGAGCCCGUGAUUGCCGGGCUGGACCCCGUGACACACGAGCCCUUCAUCUGCUCCCUGGACCUCAUCGGCUGCCCCAUGGUCACCGACGACUUCGUGGUCAGCGGCACCUGCUCCGAGCAGAUGUACGGGAUGUGCGAGUCCCUCUGGGAGCCAGACAUGGAGCCCGACCACCUCUUUGAGACGAUCUCCCAGGCCAUGCUGAACGCUGUGGACAGAGAUGCCAUAUCUGGGAUGGGCGUGGUGGUUCACAUCAUAGAGAAAGACAAGAUCACCACGAGGACCCUGAAGGCUCGCAUGGACUAGCCCAGCACAGCUGCUCCUGUGUCACACCCCUCCUGGGACUUUUUAAAAUAAAUCUCUGGAUUGGAGUGAA
This is a messenger RNA of Empidonax traillii (willow flycatcher), 637 nucleotides long. It is a transcript of the gene PSMB3, whose product is annotated as proteasome subunit beta 3. The transcript is spliced from 5 exons. Lineage: Eukaryota; Metazoa; Chordata; Aves; Passeriformes; Tyrannidae. The record is from RefSeq and is a predicted model, not a curated record. Bases 1 to 567 code for a protein of 188 amino acids. Gene Ontology annotation, biological process: proteasome-mediated ubiquitin-dependent protein catabolic process. Gene Ontology annotation, cellular component: proteasome core complex, beta-subunit complex; proteasome core complex.